This is a messenger RNA of Durusdinium trenchii, 1884 nucleotides long. NCBI's taxonomy places the organism in Eukaryota, Dinophyceae, Suessiales, Symbiodiniaceae. The record is from the annotation of a GenBank genome assembly.
AUGGCCGCAAAGUGGAGCGCUUUGGCCCACCUGCCCUUAUGGGCGCAGGCCUCGUCCGGAAGCCUGGCAGUUGCUGAGCUCCCUGGAGGUCUCACGGUCUUCCUCCUGGGGAAGCGGGCAGCAUACCAGAGUGGAGAGACCUCUGAAGUGGUGCACAUCUGCGUCCAGGACGGCAGUGGCUUCAUCGAGCGCAGAUUGCUGAUUGAUGUGAAGAUCGAGCCCAGCGAGACUGCGGAGCCAGAGCCUUUCCAGCAGCUUCACAUCUCCUCCGGGUAUCGGGCGCUGGCACUCUGGUCGCCCGCACGCUGCGCGGUGGUCAGCCUCGAUGGGGCUUUGGAGCAGCGGCAGGAGCGACUGGAGGCGAUGGUCUUCACGCCGGCAGGAAAGAGCUUGGUGAAAGUGGCCUGGCACCCUACCAGUGAUGCUCACCUGGGUAUUCUCUUCAGCGAUGGCAGCUGGUCUUUGUUGAAUCUGGCAAUGUCCAUUGAUGAGCCUGAGCUGCACUUCGUGGGUGACGAGGUCUUCGUCGAUUUCACCUUUGUCUCCCUGGGAAGCAAGGCCGUGCGAUCCUUGGGGUCCGAGGACGCUUGGCUCUCCCUGAGCGUGUUCUUUCUUGCAGCUUCUGGCCGUGUCUCAUUCCGCGGCCCUGUCUUGCCCUCCACAGCAGUGCUCAGCUUCAAGGAAUAUGAAGCAUUGCAAGCAGCUUUGGUACAGGAUUCGUCUCCCUUGACUGUGGCUCUGGCUGCGUCCCUGUCUGCAAGUGCGGCGCCCGAUGGUGAACAUGAGGUGGUUUUGGUGACCCAUCGGCAUCAUCUUCACGGAAGUGGCGAACCGAUGUCCUUAUCGCUACAGCUGCCGGAGCACAUCAUCGAAGAGCCGUCCACCACGUCCACCCCAUGUGGCGGCACCAGCUUCAGCACGCUUCAGGUUUGCAGCUCUUCUCCACUGAUCCUCCUAGCUCGAGCCACCUCUUCUGGCCUUGUGGAGCUGUUGGCCUUGGACACACCUGUGCGGCCCAGCGCGGCGAGCAGCGCGCCUCGCGUGGCCGCACGGGUCUUGGAAGAGAUCGAUCUCUCGUGCAGUCGAUCUCCCAGUCGCACUGGCACGUCCGACUUCAUUCGACUCUCGAAGCAUUCCCUGGAGGAUGCGCACCUCUUCGUGCACACACGCAGCCUGCUUGCGGCCAUCGAUGUGUCUAGUAGCUGCUCCUCCAGCUGUAGCAGUUCGACGGUCACCACCUUGGCAGAGACGCGCUCCGACGAGAUGGAUUUCGUGAGCUGGACAGUGCUGGAGAGCGGUCUUGGGUUGCUCUUGCGCAUGGAGAGAGGCACCUCAUCCCGAAGACCGGUGAUGAAGCUUCUCGAGGUGACGCCAAGAGACUCCGCACCCGACCGCCGCAACGCUUCUAUGCACUUCUCCAAGCAGAGUCCCUUGGAUUUGCUCGAGCAGCCGAUUGCAUCCUUUGGUGCUACGCCGCCACAAACGGCCGAAAAGCCACUGGAGCUAGCCACCCGGGUGGCUGGCCUGCGAGGCGGCCUGGCAAGCAUUGCCUGUCGCCAAGAGCUUCUGAAGCACUUGGUCUCAAAAUCUUUUCCCGCACGAGCAGAAGAGAUCAAACAGGAGCUGGACGUGGACACCAGCGAGCUGCUCCGGCGCUCGGGCGCGGGGAAGCAGCGGGCGAAGCAGCUGCUGGAGCGGCAGAAGGAGUUGGUGGAACGACAGGAGGCCUUGGUGAAAGCCCUCCGUGCUGCGGCGGAGUCUUCCAGCUUGGAAAGCUUCAAGGACACCGUCGUCCCGAAGCUCUACGCCCAGCUCUACGAGCUCCGUCGCGCGGGCCAGCUGCUGCAGAGUGCGAGUCACGCGGGGCACCCGGGGGAGAAGUAG